Molecule: messenger RNA, 2032 nt
Organism: Carassius carassius (crucian carp)
Lineage: Eukaryota; Metazoa; Chordata; Actinopteri; Cypriniformes; Cyprinidae
Product: ATP-sensitive inward rectifier potassium channel 12-like
Exons: 3
Coding region: 409-1917 (502 amino acids)
Biological process (GO): regulation of monoatomic ion transmembrane transport; potassium ion import across plasma membrane
Cellular component (GO): plasma membrane
Molecular function (GO): inward rectifier potassium channel activity
Source: RefSeq, a predicted model, not a curated record
AGCGCGCGCGCGCUCGGAGAUUACCGCGAGUGAAGUCAAAGCGGAGAGACCGGGGGGGAUUAACCUGUGAAAACUACAAGAAAACAUGAAUUACAAAACCACGCGGCCGGUGAUGUCGUGAUAAAGACGAGUGUGUUCGGAGAAUAAGGGAAAAAAGAGGGAGAGAAAGAAAACAGCAAGAGCGAACAGAGUGCGCGUUUAGCGCCAAAACACAAAGUAACAGCGAGGAGAAGACCACAUUUACGAGGGAAAAAACGUUUACAGAUUUGAUAUUUGCUUUUAUAAGAGUGUGACAUACAUUAGAUCCAGGUGUGUCAGGAUGCCGAUACCCAUCUUCCGGGUAAACGGGAGAACACUGUCCUGUCACUGAAGAACGGACGCACACACACGCUGAAGAUCAAAUACAGCAUGGGAACCAACAGAGGAAACAGGUACAGCAUCGUGUCUCCUGAUGAGGAGGGUCUGAAGAUCUCCACCCUCGGCCUCCACAACGGCCACGGCUCCAGACGGCUUCACUCCCCCGAUGGAGAGGCGGGCCCGAGCACCGCAUCGACGGUGAUGAGGACCGGCUACAACGGAAAGAUCUCCACGUCGGGCCGCGGCCAGCUGCGGAGCCGCUUCGUCAAGAAGAAUGGCCAGUGCAACGUGGUCUUCGCCAACAUGGACGACAAGCCGUGGCGAUACCUGGCGGACAUCUUCACGACGUGUGUGGACAUCCGCUGGCGCUACCUGCUGAUGAUCUUCUGCUCCACCUUCUUAUUCUCCUGGUUCGUGUUUGGCUUGAUCUUCUACAGCGUGUCUUUAGUGCACGGGGACUUCGAUAAAGAUCACGGCAGCAGCAGAAAGCCGUGGAAACCGUGUUUGCUGCACGUCGAGGGUUUCAUCGGCGCGUUCCUGUUCUCAAUCGAGACCCAAACCACGAUUGGUUACGGCUGGCGCUGCGUGACCGAAGAGUGUCCCGUAGCGAUUGUUACGGUCGUAGUGCAGUCGAUCGUUGGAUGCAUCAUUGACUCUUUCAUGAUUGGCACCAUCAUGGCCAAAAUGGCGCGUCCGAAGAAGCGAAACCAAACCUUGCUGUUUUCACAUAACGCGGUGAUUGCGUUGCGCGACGGGAAGCUGUGUUUAAUGUGGCGCGUCGGGAACCUUCGGCGAAGCCACAUUGUUGAAGCCCACGUUCGAGCGCAGCUCAUCCGACCCUAUGUGACGGCGGAGGGCGAGUUCAUCCCGCUGGAGAAUAUGGAUUUGAACGUGGGCUACGACGAAGGUACAGACCGCCUCUUCCUGGUGUCGCCGCUAGUGAUCGUACACGAAAUCGACGAGGACUCGCCACUUUGGGGGAUGAGUCGGGCGGAUCUCGAAUCGGAUGAUUUCGAGAUCGUAGUGAUCCUGGAGGGAAUGGUGGAGGCGACAGCAAUGACAACGCAAGCGCGUAGCUCCUACCUGUCCCGGGAGAUCCUAUGGGGUCACCGCUUCGAGCCAGUCAUCUUCGAGGACGGCGAUCGCUACCAGGUCGAUUACGCGCAUUUCCACAAAACCUAUGAGGUUCACUCGACACCUGCCUGCAGUGCUAAGGAGCUGAGUGAACUGACCGGGCGCCGUUCAUCCGGGUCGUCCCGAUCCGUGACGCCAGACAGCCGCAGCCGGGCGCAGACGCUCCUCCCGCCGCACUCGCCCAGCGCCUUCUGCUACGAGAACGAGGUGGCGCUCUGCUGCAGAGAGGACGAGGAGGAGCAGCCAUGCAACCCGCUGACUGUCGCUCCCACAGACUUCCAGAAAAUGUUCCAGGACUCGGCCACCAUGACCUCCGGAAACAACAUGCUCUGCGUAUUGGACAUGGACAAUCAGAUCGAGUUUGACAUCAUGCAGACUGCCAAACCACUCGACCCCAUGACUUAUAAGAGCGAAUCUGAGAUAUGACGUUCCUAUGGGUACAUGCACUUAUUUAAAUACAUUUAUUUAUAUAAAAAUGGAUCGCUACAUAAAUAUGUAAAUUAUACAAAUGAUUAUACUGAAGUUAUAAAAUUAAUUUAUA